GCCAACAAACUUUAUGCCAAGUUGCCGCACAAGAGAAACACCAAGUGGAUGUCUCGCAAAUUUAAAGCAGGGGAACUUGACAUCAGGUGAAGAAACACAAUGGAGCUGAAACCUUUAUUGAAGAAGCUGGGCACAACAGUUCGUGCCAUCCUCACUUUCACCUUUGCUCUGCUGGUCCUGGGCGUAAUGGUGUGGGCCUAUGUUGACGGUUUCCAGCUGGCCACCUCCAAGUAUGGAAUCAUCUCCUUUGGCUUUUAUGGACUACUCCUCUCACUCCACGUGUUGGUCCAGAGCUUAUUUGCCUUCAUUGAGCACCGGCGAAUGAGAGCUCGCACAGACCCCUGCACAUUAACCAAAACCAUUGGCUUCACUAUAUCAGCGUUCCAGGAGGACCCUGUGUAUCUCAGAGAGUGCCUAAACUCCAUCAGGGCCCUCAAGUAUCCCCCUGAGCUGCUGCGCAUCAUCAUGGUGAUAGACGGGAACAAAGAUGAUGACCGGUAUAUGAUGGACAUGUUCAGGGAGGUGUUUGCGGACCAAGACCCUGGCUGUUAUGUGUGGAAGAACAACUACCAUACAUGGGACCUCAUUCAGGCCCAGCAGGAUGUGGAAAUGGCAACAGAAAUGGGCCCAGGAGGGGAUGCUGAUCAUAUUGUAGGUGAGGAUCUACAGCGAAAGGAGGUAGAGCGCCUGAUCCAGAGCAAGAGGUGCGUAUGCAUCAUGCAGAAGUGGGGCGGCAAGCGGGAGGUGAUGUACACAGCCUUUAAAGCACUCGGGCCAUCAGUUGACUAUAUACAAGUGUGUGACUCGGACACCAAGCUGGACCCUCUGGCAACCAUGGAGCUGUGUAAAGUGUUGGAGAGUAACCACAAGUAUGGAGCUGUGGGAGGAGAUGUGAUGAUCCUCAACCUGAAAGACUCUUACAUCAGCUUCAUGAGCAGUCUGAGGUACUGGAUGGCUUUCAACAUCGAAAGGUCCUGCCAGUCCUUCUUCAACUGUGUGUCCUGCAUAAGUGGCCCUUUGGGUCUGUACAGGAAUGAUCUCCUCCAGCAGUUUCUGGAGUCCUGGUACAAUCAGAUGUUUUUGGGAAGUCACUGCACGUUUGGUGAUGACAGACAUCUUACCAACCGAAUGCUGAGCAUGGGCUAUGCUACAAAAUACACAGCCCGCUCCAAAUGCUACACAGAGACACCUGCUCAGUUUCUGCGCUGGCUUAACCAGCAGACCCGCUGGACAAAAUCUUACUUCCGCGAGUGGCUCUACAAUGCAAUGUGGUGGCACAAGCACCACUUCUGGAUGACCUACGAGUCCAUCGUCUCAGGUAUUUUCCCCUUCUUUGUCACCGCCACCAUCAUCCAGCUGUUUUGGACAGGCACGCUGUGGGACAUCCUUUGGAUCUUGUGCUGCAUCCAGCUGAUCGGGCUGGUGAAAGCGGCAUACGCCUGCAUCCUGCGAAGAGACAUGGGGAUGGUGUUUAUGUCCCUCUACUCGGCUCUGUACAUGACCAGCCUGCUGCCUGCUAAGUACUUUGCCAUUCUCACCAUGAACAAAAGCAGUUGGGGGACAUCAGGCAGGCGUAAGAUUGUAGGGAAUUACAUGCCCCUCCUCCCUCUGUCAGUGUGGGCAGCCAUUUUAUUAGGUGGGCUCGGUUACACAAUCUACAAGGAGAGUCAACAGGAUUGGUCUACACCAGCCAAGAUACUGGAAACAAAGUUUAUUGUCUUUGGCUGUGUGGCCUACACGUGCUACUGGCUGCUUAUGAUGUUCCUCUACUGGGUAUGGUUCCGCCAGUUAUGUAGGAAACGCAGCCAAAGUUACGCAUUGAGUGUGUAGGCCCAAAGUGUCUAGUAAAGGAAGAUAAUUUAUUUGAAUUCAACAAUAUACCUUAUUUUAUUCAGUGGGUUUCAUUUAUUUAUUUUAUCUCACAUUUCAGUAACUAAUGGACAUGGGCUUUCAUGCAGCUGCUAAACCAACAAACUUCAAAAUAUUGUUAAAAUUGAUGAUAUGGAUCCAUAUUACCUGAGCAUUUUUGAAAAACUAAAUUUAUAAUGACAAAUGUCACUAUAAAAGAAAAAGACUAUAAAGACAAAUGUUUAAUUCAUAUAAAGGUGCUGUUGCACAUUUAAAUGAAACUAUACUGAGGGCUUUUGGGCCAAUGCACUUCUCAGGUUUAUCUUUGUCAGAUUAUGAUGGGAGAGAUGGCCUUCCAUCAGAUAUUUAUUUAUUAUAUCUAAAGAUUGGAAAUCUGCUAUUUAGAUAAUUCUUUUGUAUUCAAAAGGUGGGUAAUGGAUCUUGGGGUAUGUGUCUUUUAAAAAUAUUCAGACCAUAUGUCCACAUAUGUGUAUAUAGAUUACUUUAACAACACAAUUAACUCCACUUGUAUGACUGUGUCAGUUUAGUGACCACUACUUCACCACUGUAUUGCAUUGCACUGGAUCCUGGAUGGCACUUUCUGCAGCGUUGCAGACUUACUUGAAAAUAUAGAAAACUGUUAUAAACAGUUAUAGUUUUGCAGAGUCUGAGGAUCAAAACAUGGAGUCACUUAAUGAAACCUGAAACAAUGGGGACUGAUGUUUCUUUAAAUAUUGUAUACCUAUAUUUUAUACCUAUUUUCUUGAUAGGGUGUACUGUGUAAGAUGCACUUUG
Molecule: messenger RNA, 2643 nt
Organism: Perca flavescens (yellow perch)
Lineage: Eukaryota; Metazoa; Chordata; Actinopteri; Perciformes; Percidae
Gene: has1
Product: hyaluronan synthase 1
Exons: 5
Coding region: 100-1830 (576 amino acids)
Biological process (GO): hyaluronan biosynthetic process; polysaccharide biosynthetic process; extracellular matrix assembly
Cellular component (GO): plasma membrane
Molecular function (GO): hyaluronan synthase activity
Source: RefSeq, a predicted model, not a curated record